Messenger RNA from Sipha flava (yellow sugarcane aphid), 1147 nucleotides. Its product is annotated as TIMELESS-interacting protein. The transcript is spliced from 2 exons. Bases 555 to 1121 code for a protein of 188 amino acids. Lineage: Eukaryota; Metazoa; Arthropoda; Insecta; Hemiptera; Aphididae. Gene Ontology annotation, molecular function: DNA binding. The record is from RefSeq and is a predicted model, not a curated record. Gene Ontology annotation, cellular component: nucleus; replication fork protection complex. Gene Ontology annotation, biological process: DNA replication checkpoint signaling; DNA damage response; replication fork arrest.
ACUUUACCAAGUGUUUAUCCAUCAGUUUUCUGACCACACGAUUGUCAAAUUGAUUUAGAUUGAUCGUUUAUGGUCAUUUUAAUGUUUAAGAAAUCGAAUAGUUACAUUUUUACCAUUACAACAGAUCCCAAUGAUCGUGAUCCUUACGGCUCGUUCGAUGUAGCCGUUAUCUACUUGAUAUUUAGUAGCAACAAUUAUUAUGAUAAGCGCCAUAUUUAUCAUAAGUUUUGGACAAAACUUUCGCGCUCAUUGUAGUUUUUCUUGGCACGCAUUCCAUUUUCUGUCGGCUAUCAGUUAUUUUUUUUUUUUUUUUGCCUCCACUUUGUCAUGCCCGGACGUCCCGGUGAUCGAUCCGAAGAACAAGCCGAUAAUCAAAAUCGUUCGCCCACUUUGACUGAUCGCCUGAAUAAAUAUUUGUUGUGCGCCUAUUUGAACCGGUUGAACGAAGAGGAUCGUGGUUGCUGCAGUGACGACCAAACAAACCGUCUAUUGGAAGUCCGAGACGACGCAGAGAAUCCAAUCGUUACCCGAUCGGAAGAAACGUUUUCUGAUUGAUGAUGGAGGAGUUCUAUGGUGACGAUUUAGACAACAUGGUGGAACGGCAUCUGGACGAGGAUAACGAUGAAAAUCCGGAACAAGAGGAGGAAAAUAAGGAAGAAAAUGAUGAAAAGAGAAUAGUCCCCGUAAAGAUUCGUGUGAAGAAACCGCAACCAAAGCUAAAUCCUGAAAGAUUGAAAGGCCCCCGUGGUUUAUCAGUGCUUCCUACGUGGUUUGAGGGUAUUCAGUUGAAAGGUAAAGGAUAUGAAUCUGAAGAUCUUAACGUUGUCAUGAAUCGCCUUGAACAAUGGACACAUAGACUGUUUCCCAGGUAUACAUUUGAUGACACUAUUGAUAAGUUGGAGAAAUUAGGCAAGAAAAAUGAAAUGAAGGUGAUAUUGAAGCGAAUUAGAUUGGAUUUGGAUGAUGGUGAUUUUGUAACACAAUCAGAGGACUAUAAUGAAGCUGAAUUACCUCCUCCUAAGGAAGAUAUAUUUGAUCGAAUUGCCAACACUCCAGAUAUAUUUCCCGUAACAUCAACUCCAACUGUUGAUCAUACUUUAAGUAACUAUGUAUAUAAAUAAAAUAUUCUGAAUGUGUAUGUUUAUUA